CCAGCCCCCGCCGGGGGGAGGGGCGGGGUCUUGUUGCCAGGCAACAGAAGCGGCCGAGCGCGGCGGCGGCGGAGCGGUGCCAUAGAAGGCCUGUUCUGACACCAUGUCUAUACCAUUCUCAAACACCCAUCACCGCAUUCCACCGGGAUUUGCAAAUCUGCUAGAAGGACUAGCCAGAGAAGUUUUGAGGGAGCAGCCUGAAGAUAUACCAGCCUUUGCAGCCAACUAUUUUGAAGAGCUGCUGGAUAAAAGAGAAAAAGCCAAGUUUGACCCAGCAGAAUGGGGAGCUAACCUAGACGACAGGUUCUACAACAACAAAGCUUUUGAGGAGGCUGUAUCUUUGCAAGAAGAGGUGAAGGAGUCAAUGAAAGAUUCAUCCAUGGAGCCCGAGCCUGACAAACACAGCCUCUUUGAAACAACCACCCAUGAAAUAGAAGAUAGAGCUGCCACCAAAAUCCAGGCUGUCUACAGGGGAUACAGGGUAAGAGAGACAGUGAGGAGACUGAAAGAACUAGGUCAGGAUGUAACGAAUCCCAUGGAAGAAAUCUAAUGCCAUUAGACCUGCCAGUGUCAUGAUUUCCAGACUAGAUGCAGGUGAAUGAAUGGCUUGUUUGUCACUAUUGACAGUAGGUUUAUUUUUAUUUAAUAAACAUCGCAUAUUCAAAAUGCA
Molecule: messenger RNA, 670 nt
Organism: Gopherus flavomarginatus (Mexican gopher tortoise)
Lineage: Eukaryota; Metazoa; Chordata; Testudines; Testudinidae
Gene: SPA17
Product: sperm autoantigenic protein 17
Exons: 5
Coding region: 104-550 (148 amino acids)
Biological process (GO): binding of sperm to zona pellucida
Cellular component (GO): membrane
Molecular function (GO): calmodulin binding
Source: RefSeq, a predicted model, not a curated record